Fusarium odoratissimum NRRL 54006 is the source of this 1651-nucleotide messenger RNA. RefSeq lists its product as uncharacterized. The record is from RefSeq and is a predicted model, not a curated record. Bases 267 to 1553 code for a protein of 428 amino acids. Lineage: Eukaryota; Fungi; Ascomycota; Sordariomycetes; Hypocreales; Nectriaceae. The transcript has 2 exons.
GGAACGAUAUGAUGACGGUUCAAACUGAGAAGCAAAGAGUUAAACGAACCAGGGCUCGAACUUGCCGAGUCCGGACGGGGUGCUUAACCUGAAUUCGGCACCUAAAGUGCGAUGAGAGCAAACCCGAAUGCAAGAGAUGUAUCAAAGACCAGAGAAAAUGCGACGGUUACUCAAAGCAUGUACCGAUUCGUUCGAAUCACAACAGACCUUGGUCUGUGGCUGUCCUCCCACACAAGCCAGAAUCUUCAUCUCCUUGCUUCGGCGACAUGAUGCUUGUGGAUCGAACCGACAACGCUCUCCAUCACCACGCAAGAGUAUACGCUGCGCAUGACCUGGUAGCCUUCGACACGGGAAGAGGCUUCUGGCAACAGCUCGCAUUCCCACUCUCUCACAUCGUAAAACCUGUGAGGCAUGCUAUUAUUGCCCUUGGUGGAGCUCAUCGCUGUUUCUGGGCCUCUAAUCCAGCUCAAGGCGCACUUGUUCACGCCGACGUCAGAAAUGAAGCGAUACAAAAGUACAACGAAGCCAUUCAAUGCAUACAGCUUGUAAUGACAGGGGGAUUUGAAGAGAGUACGACACUGACUUGUUGCGUCAUAUUUAUUUGCAUAGAGAACUUGCUUGGUCGAUUUUCUCAUGCUGUCUGCCAUCUUCACGCGGCUAUUCGGUUGCUGAACUCCCACCGGCAGAAGCUACAACAUCCGCCCUCAUCCAAGAUUCCUGGUAUAUAUGGCUUGAAAAGAGGUCGCAGUACGUAUGAAGACGACAUGCAAGAUAUAAUUUCCGAAAUGAUCUACUGGCUCAGCCAAAAUGUAGCCCUGUACACGGGCGAUUUAUACGUUCCUGAGCUGGACUGGCAUCCUUGUAUACCGAGCAUUCUGGGAGACGAGACACUCCCAUUUAGUAGUCUUCAGGAAGCACGGGAGAGUCUCUCGUAUCUGGAUUUUGUUUACGAAGCUAAUUUCAACGUUGACACGACCUCUGCCGACAUCCAGAGGCAGAAGAGUUGUCCACUUCCCCUAAAGGCUCUCUCUCGCCACUACACAAACGCCGCCAAUCUUACACAAGCUGCAUAUAAUAUAUGGAGCUCCAGAUUGGAUUUAUUCAAACGCUCUAUGAGUGGCGUGCAGCUAGUACCUCAUGAACAGCAGUCUCUAGCCUGGUGUGAAUUACAGCAAGCCCUCUGGAGAGCAUUUCUGAACUGCUCUGAUGGAGGCUAUACGAAAGAGAAUAGUCGUCACAUUCUUGAAAGAGUCGAAGAUAUUCUUCAGAUCGAGUCAGCCCAGACAAGACCAGUGUUUAAGUUUGAUGGAGAUUUACUCAGCUCUGUUGGGUUCGUUUGCACAGCUUGCAGGGAUGGCGAUGUGAGAAACCGGGCGAUAAGUCUGCUUCGUUCUAUACGUCGUAGAGAGGGCGUGUUUGAUAGCCAAGAGAUGGCCGGCCUGUUCAGCAGGAUGGCUAGCGUGCUGGACGGCAAAGUAGCCACUUGGGAAGCUCUGCCUUGGGGAGCCACUCGGUUAUCGCUCGAGCUAUCCCGCUUGUCGGACACAUCUUGAGACUCAGUAGCUGUUAGUAAAAGACACCCUGUUGUGAGGCCUGGGUGGAAUAUAAUGCCCAAUCAUUGCGGUUGGAACUUGGACCAUGCAGUCCCCGC